CAAUCGGACAUUCGUUAGUCAAGAUGUUUGUUCUAGAAGUGAUCUUGGGGAUUGUGCUGUGUGUUGUUGGUUUUUUGUGGUGGUGGCAGAGAUCUGCAAGGAUUUAUUGGGAAAAGAAUGGAGUCUCCUACAUCCCAGGACCUCCUUUGCUCGGAGUUGUGAAGGAUGCAAUGAUGUUUAAGAAAAGUUUUGGGGAUCUCUUUUAUGACAUUUACUAUCAUGAAAAGUUUAAAGAUGAUCCUAUCACUGGAGUUUAUUUCUUCCACAAGCCCAGCCUUAUAAUUCGUCAUCCGGAAAUAAUAAAGAACAUUCUUGUGAAGGAUUUUCCUAAUUUUAUUGAUAGAGGUAUAAAUUCCGAUCCUCAUGUUGAUGGCAUCGGAAGGGACAAUUUGUUUUCCGUUAAAGGAGCUCGAUGGAAGACCAUUAGAACAAAAUUAUCUCCAGUUUUUACUUCAGGAAAGCUCAAAAAUCUCUUUCUCUUAAUGGUGGACGUGUCCAAAGUCCUGGAACAGAAAUUAGCUUCAGAGAUUGGUAACAAGCCCAAAGAGUACGAAAUGAAAGAAUUGGCCAGUUUCUUCACAACAGAUACCAUUUCUAUAUGUGCUUUUGGAGUUCAAGCCAAUAGUCUUUUGAGUCCAAAGGCUGAAUUCCAUGUAAAUGCAAAAAGAGCUCUGGACUUCAACUGGAAGAGGGCUAUUGAAUUUUCAGGAUGUUUCUUAUUGCCGGAAAUAGCAUCAGUGAUGCGUUUUUCAUUGUUUUCAAAAGAGACCAAUCAAUUUCUCAGAAAAACGAUUAAUUACGUGAUGGAAGAAAGGAUUAAGAGUGGAGUGAAGAGAAAUGAUUUAAUUGACACUUUGAUAACGAUGAAGGAAACUGAUGGUGAUCUUUUCAAGGGGGAUACCCUUGUAGCUCAGGCUGCUGUCUUCCUUAUAGCUGGAUACGAAACUUCAUCAUCUGCUAUAUCUUUUACUUUAUUUGAAUUGGCUCGUCAUCCGGAAGUUCAGGAGAAAUUGAGGAAGGAGAUUAAGGAAUAUGCUGAGAAAUAUGGAACUGUUCAAUACGAAACAAUCAACGAAAUGGAAUAUCUUCAUUGUGUUGUUCAAGAAACACUCCGCAUGUACCCUGCUCUACCCUUUCUGGACCGUAUUUGUGUACCAGCAAAUGGAAUGGAAUCCUAUUCUUUAGAGCCCUACCAUAAAUUCGAAAUCCCCAAAGGAAUGCCAGUUUAUAUACCGAUCCUUCCUAUUCAUCGAAAUCCGAAAUAUUUUCCUAAACCUGAGCAAUUCAUUCCUGAAAGAUUUAGUCCUGAGAAUAGGGAUUCAAUCGAUCAGUACAGCUACCUUGCUUUUGGCUUAGGUCCAAGGAAUUGUAUCGGAUCGAGGUUCGGUUACUUCCAGGUGAAAUUGGGUCUGUUCAGUAUUCUUCGUGAUUAUAAGGUUGAAGUCUGCGAAAAAACUCCCACAAAGAUUGUAUUCGAUAAGAAAUCUCUUGUCAUUCAUUCUGAUAAACCAUUGUAUAUGAAUCUUACGAGAAUUUGAAUAAAUCAAUUUUUUUUCUCUUUUUGGAAGAGGUAUAAAA
Phlebotomus papatasi is the source of this 1578-nucleotide messenger RNA. RefSeq names its product cytochrome P450 6g1-like. Gene Ontology annotation, biological process: response to DDT; insecticide catabolic process. The transcript has 3 exons. The record is from RefSeq and is a predicted model, not a curated record. Lineage: Eukaryota; Metazoa; Arthropoda; Insecta; Diptera; Psychodidae. Gene Ontology annotation, molecular function: iron ion binding; monooxygenase activity; heme binding. The coding region runs from base 24 to 1538 and encodes 504 amino acids.